AUGACAACCAUAAAAGAUCUUGGCGUGACUUUUGAUUGUAGCUUAACUUUUCAUGCCCAUAUAUCCGCCUUGGCUAUUGACUGUUACAAACGCCUCGGAUUCGUUUUGCGCAAUGCCCGCGAAUAUCAAAAUAGAGAAGUAAUCAAACAAUUAUUUAACACGUUACUGAGGAGUAAGUUGGAAUCAGCGGCAUGUGUUUGGAAUCCUUAUGAGUCUAAGUAUGUUUUGACCAUAGAAAAAGUUCAAAAGGCCUUCUUACGUUUCCUUUAUAAAAAAAAUUACGGAUACUACCCGUUUUUAUAUCCCACACAAUUUUUGUUGGGUACCUUAGGGUAUAAUUCUGUUGCAAUUCGUCAUUCUCGCAACAUAAUUAUCAUUGCACUCAAAAUUCUAAGAGGCGUAAUAGAUGCCCCUGAACUUUACAAUAACUUAUGCAAGAUCUAUGUGCCUGACCACUACUUGCGACAUAGGCCAUCUCGUCGGCCUAGAUUAUUCGCGACGGCAUCAUCGCGCACGCUGUCGCGCGCUAAUUCCCCACUAUGUCGAAUGCACAGCGCAAUCAACGAUCUAGUCAAGGCUGCACCCGACUUUGAUAUAUUUGCGGAUAGUUGGAAUGUCCUGUUGUCAGCUUGUUUACGAUUUUGCAAAAGCAAUGAUAUACUCGUAUAA
Messenger RNA from Parnassius mnemosyne (clouded apollo), 669 nucleotides. Lineage: Eukaryota; Metazoa; Arthropoda; Insecta; Lepidoptera; Papilionidae. The record is from the annotation of a GenBank genome assembly.